GAAUGCACGCACCACUUACCUUUCUAUCAUUCGUGACGAUCUUCCUGAAAGUUGCAUACGGCAUACGGUUACAUGCAUGCUUUGUUGUCGUGGGCAAUGCUAUGUCCAGAUGAUAAGAGAGUGAAAUUAUUAGUAUUUUGAUACACGCUAGCUGGAAAGAAAUGGGUAAUCAAGUUGCACGUGCUGGACACGCAUCCUCCAAGAAAACUGAGUCCGUUGUACAUACCGGCGACACGACCACCAAUGUAGCUAGUCUUUCAAAAAGUUCCUCGGGAACCGAAUUAGAAAAUCAUUCGCACAUGCAAUUCUUUCCAAUCGAGAAUUUGGCGAAGACAUUAUCUCAUUUGACUCAUGACGAGCAACGUAUAAGCGGCGUUACCAAAUCUGUAUUUCAACGCUACCUUUUCCCCAAUUACCCGGAGCUGGGUGAAAAUUUGUUCAAUUACUUGCACUAUGCUGCCAACAUUAGCACUGCUCAUAUGAGCGCUAAUUCUUUUAAACAACAAGCCGAGAAGUUUCUUUCCGUGAUGAAUGAUCAAACAAUAUUGGAGAAUUAUGUGAAAAUGUAUUCCAAUUUAAAGGGUGAUGGAAAUGUUACUCCCCAAGGUUUAAAGGGCUUAUUAAAUAUUUCCUACAAAAUUGCUAUGGAUAGCAGUGCAACACCUUCUUGCAUUUUCGCCGAGCAAAUAAUGAAUACGGUCAUUGUCUCUUGCUUUCAUGGUAAAUACAUCUUGUCUGUGUGUUACGUGACCAACUGGAUCUGGCAGCAUUGUCCACGUAUAGUGCAUGGUCCCCAUCAUUAUGUGGUACACGUAUUGACGACCGCGUAUCGAAGUGGCGCGGCUCUAUUGUCCAAAGAGCAACCGCAACCACAUUUGGAGAUACCAACGCCCAUACUGGAGCAACCAGAUUCCAUAGAUUUCCCUCAAGUUUUACUACCAGUGAGCUACGUGUGGUUACUAUCGAGCACACUGCCAGAAUGUUAUCUCCAGGCAGAGGAGUCUCCGAAGGAUGUACCUUACGCUUUGAUAGCGAAAAGAUUAGGCAGCGUGUGUCCGAAACAUUGGACGUUGUUGUACAACAGUUCGGAACACGGAACGGGAGCGAACCGUUUUCUGCAUCAUGUAUUAGGAUACAGAGGACCUACUUUAUUAUUUAUAAGAGCACAUAGUCCGGACAGGGACACGAUACGUCCUACGUAUUGCAUAUGCUCUGCGGUAGAGUGGCGCGAGAGUCACCUUUACUGGGGUGACGGAGAUUCCGUGGGCAUCGAAUUGUUUCCAUCUUACAGAGUUAUAGAAAAGGGAGCUAAAGUAUUGUACUUAAACACAAAUAUCAGGGGUUAUCCUCACGGAUUACGUUUUGGAAGUAAUCCGCGUUCACCGUACAUCAGCAUAGACGAAUCAUUUCAUUCGGUUAGUAUCGCAGGUGCGCCUUAUCCUAUUGCCAGCUUGGAAGUUUGGGGCUGUGGACACACGCAAUUGAGGGAGCGGCAAUUGGAAAUUAAAAAGUGGCAAGUGAAGGAAGCUGAAAAACAAAGGAUCGUUAAACUGAGUGCCAGCGAUUGGAUAGAUCAUCCUGAUCGCUACUUAUUAGAAUUAGCGGGUAGGGCAUCUUAUAAUAACGAAACGAAUAAGUAAUUGUAAACGGAACGGAUGUACGACAGCGCAAAAUUAAUUCCGGAAAUAAUAGUAAAUUGUUUGUAUAUAUGUAUAUAUUGCGAAACAUAUUGUUGUAUCAUUGCGUACUUAUGCCGCGUAUGUGCAAGAUUACAGACAUUAUGUUUUACCAAAAUAUUUUAUUAAGCGUACGUACUUAUAGUAUACGAAUGCGCGACGAGGACAGGUUUUUAUUUUGCAAUCAUGAAUAUGUUGCGUGUCUUGUUACAUGGGAACAUGUUAAAAGCGUCUCUCAAUCUCUUGUAACUUCACAUACCCGUAAUAAAAAGUAUUCGAUACGUCAUGUCACCAGAGAACAAACACCAACGAAGGGUAUGCGAAGUUGCGCGUUAACAGGAAAAAGUAUUUUAUUAACUUAUUAUUUUAUCAAAGAGUGACUUUUAUUUUAUCAAGUUUGAAUACUUACUGAAAAGACCUAAAUGCAGUAUAUAUUUCAAAUAUAUUCGAAAAUCAUAUUUUUAUGCUCAAUAACGUUAGAUAAUUGUGAAAGAUACACGAGUGAAAUACUUAAAUUAUUGCACAAACGAAAGUAUUACAAUUUGUGCGACGACGAUUUAAUAUUUGCGAUAUACACGCAUAGUACAUACGCACGCGCGUCCACGCGGAAAAGAAAGUGACAAUCGAACGGUGUGUUAAUAUUGUAAACGUUUAAUCGUCGGUAGAAUAAAAUUUAAAUAUAGUUGCUGCAGCAAAAUCUCAGCGAAUGUAUCGGUGCUGUUAUAUAUUUCUAUGUGCCUUUGCGAAUAUGUACAUUUCGGCUACUACGUGCCUUACGUUCGAGUCAUUUGAUACAAUUUAGAAGAAUGCGCAUAAUAUCUAUAUAUUUGCAUAUUCUUACAUUUGUCAAAUUGCAAAGAUUAUAGCAUGCCUUAUGUACAUAUUGUUGUUUACAACGUAAACGAGAAUCCUCAAAUAUUAGUAUCGAUAUUGCGCCUAAGUGAACUUUGAAACUAUUGUUAAUACGUCCAAGUAACUUUUAUUACCUCGUGCCCGUGACCGAUUACCUUUUUCUUUUCACACGUUAACUGUCACGCCCAUUUAUGAGGAAAUUGCGGUCAGGCCACGCAAAUUACCACAUUUUGUGACACCUGUGAAGCACAACCGUUUUUUUGUUUCAAUCGUUCCAAUAAAAUCUAUUAUUAUUAGAUUCUUGACAAGUAAUAUUUAAAUACAUUAAAAUGGUACGAUCCCGAAAUUACUUAAAAUUUAUGAAAACAAUGUAAAUCUUUUAGUUUUAUAUCAUAUUUUACACUGUCAGCCACCGGUGGUUGACGCGGCUUAAACGGACAGUUCUGUGUCAGCCAACGAUGGCUGACGUGGCACUCAACGUGUUAAUUAUCGAUACUUGAUAACUUAUUUCGAACACAAGAUUUAUAUUUAAAUAGACAAUAGAUAUAUCGAAAGAUUUUGAUUUUAUUUUGUUGGAUAAACACGCGGAAACGUUGCUUCUCGAUUGAGAAAUAAAUAAAACGAUGAAAAAAU
Megalopta genalis is the source of this 3161-nucleotide messenger RNA. RefSeq lists its product as uncharacterized. Lineage: Eukaryota; Metazoa; Arthropoda; Insecta; Hymenoptera; Halictidae. The record is from RefSeq and is a predicted model, not a curated record.